CCGGACCUGAGCGUUUUGUUCGUUCGGCUCGCGUGAGGCCGGGGCGGCUUCUCAACAUCAGCCCCGGGGCUGGCCCGAUCGCCACGCAAGCAAGCAAGCAAGCACCUGCCCGCCGACGCCGCCACCACCGCCGCCACCAUAUGGGUCGCAGAGACUGCGCACCGUGCCCGGGGGACAUCCGGCUCCCAUCAGGCCCCGCCUGCCCUGCCCGCAGACUCAGAGCUGCCAGGCACAGCUCGCUGCAGGGUAAUGCGGGCUGAGCAGGCUCCAGCGGGGUGGCUGGAGUGGGCUGAGGUCCAGAACAGAUCCCCUUCUGAAGGUGGAAACUGGGAUUCUAGCCCCGCUCGGCCGGGUGAAUUCUGUGGCCUUGGGCAAGUGUUUCCCCAGCCUCUUGGUUCUCGCGUUUGCAAAAAAAAAUGAGGCAGCCUUGUUUCUCACAGGAGUGAGGGCCUCCGCCAACCUCUUUAACCUGGUUCCUGGGCUCCUACCAUUCUGUUGAAUCCCUUUAACCUGGCCCUCUAAGAGCCGGUGCCAGAGCUGUGAGGUGUAGAAAAUCUGAGUGUCGUGAGCUGAAGACUUCUGUGUCGACUCAAAUCUACCUCUCCAGCUCUCUUCCACGCUGCGGCAGCCACCCCAAAAUUUCACUUCUACCACCUCCUGGGUCGGUUUUUCAGUCCAAUCAAAUCUGAGAUCAGCGAAGAGGACAAACUCAGGGUCUUCAGACACAGGACAGAGCUCACCAUCUUUCUCAAACCCCAUAAUCUUGUAUUCUCUGCUUCCCAGUCCCACAGGCUAGUCUGAGUGAGUCUAGGUUUGAGGAUGAUAACUGGGAACAAGGCAAACAUAGUUCCUACCCAUUUGUGUGGAGCUUACAGUCUGGUGAAGGAGGCGCCGGUGCCUUCAUGAACUAAGAGGAGGGUAUCUUCAGACUGGCAAAUGCUAGAGAGGAAAUGGACCCGAUGGGUGGCUGGGAGUCUCUGCCAGGCUUAAGCCUCCACUGAAAGAAAGCGCAGAGUCAGCCUGGGCUCCUGCGGACACGCGAUGUGCGCCUCAGCAUUUUCCGUUGUCACCCCAGCGGGCUGGGACCAGAUCGGUGGCUCCACUGCCUGUGCAGACCAGGGCUGACCAAAGCCUGCCAGCUGACUCAGCUGGCCCACCGCGCCAGGAUCCCACAGGGAGAGGCAGCCAGACGCGGGUAUAAAGCGGUGCGCACCAGGCUCGCGCGCAGCCUGUCCAUUCUCCGGGUGUGCGGUGCUCACCCAUCCCCGGCAUGAGCAGCGCCCCCGCGCCGGGCCCGGCGCCCGCCUGCCUCACACUCUGGGAUGAGGAGGACUUCCAGGGUCGUCGCUGCCGACUGCUGAGCGACUGUGCGAACGUCUGCGAGCGAGGAGCCCUGCGCAGGGUGCGCUCGGUCAAGGUGGAAAACGGCGCAUGGGUGGCCUUCGAGUACCCCGAUUUCCAGGGACAGCAGUUCAUUCUAGAGAAGGGAGACUAUCCCUGUUGGAGUGCCUGGAGCGGCAGUAGCAGCCACCACAGCAACCAAUUGCUGUCCUUCAGGCCAGUGCUCUGUGCGAACCACGGCGACAGCCGUGUGACACUGUUUGAGGGGGAAAACUUCCAAGGCUGCAAGUUUGAACUCAGUGAUGACUACCCGUCACUGCCUUCCAUGGGCUGGACCAGCAAAGAUGUGGGUUCCCUCAAAGUCAGCUCUGGAGCGUGGGUGGCCUACCAGUACCCAGGCUACCGAGGCUACCAGUACAUUUUAGAGCGGGACCGGCACAGUGGGGAGUUCCGUACCUACAGUGACUUUGGUACACAGGCCCAUACUGGACAGCUGCAGUCCAUUCGAAGAGUCCAGCACUAGGCUUCGCAUUCCCAGUCAUCAUCACC
Peromyscus eremicus (cactus mouse) is the source of this 1890-nucleotide messenger RNA. RefSeq names its product crystallin beta A2 (gene Cryba2). NCBI's taxonomy places the organism in Eukaryota, Metazoa, Chordata, Mammalia, Rodentia, Cricetidae. The transcript has 7 exons. Gene Ontology annotation, molecular function: structural constituent of eye lens. The record is from RefSeq and is a predicted model, not a curated record. Gene Ontology annotation, biological process: visual perception; lens development in camera-type eye. The coding region runs from base 1271 to 1864 and encodes 197 amino acids.